AUGAGUCGGAGAACGCGACGCUGGAUUCUAAGAGUUUUGCUUUGCUUGGGGAUUGUUUACUUGAAAAUUGGUGGCUUCUCGUCGGUGGUGGCCCUAGGUGCGAGCAUAAUCUGUAACAAGAUCCCCGGUUUGGCCCCCAGACAACGGAUUAUCUGCCAGAGUCGCCCCGAUGCCAUUAUCGUCAUCGGAGAGGGAGCCCAAAUGGGCAUUAACGAGUGUCAGUUUCAGUUCAAAAACGGGCGCUGGAACUGCUCGGCUCUUGGGGAGAGGACCGUCUUCGGAAAAGAGUUGAAAGUGGGCAGCAAAGAGGCUGCGUUCACCUAUGCCAUCAUUGCGGCGGGGGUUGCCCAUGCCAUUACAGCCGCCUGCACACAGGGCAACCUGAGCGAUUGUAGCUGCGACAAGGAGAAGCAGGGUUUCUACAGUAAAGACCAAGGAUGGAAGUGGGGAGGCUGCUCGGCAGAUAUCAGCUACGGCCUGGGCUUCUCCAAAGUUUUUAUUGACGCUCGGGAAAGCAAGCAGAAUGCCCGGACGCUCAUGAACCUCCACAAUAAUGAGGUGGGACGCAAGAUUCUGGAGAAGAACAUGCGGCUGGAAUGCAAGUGUCAUGGCGUCUCGGGCUCCUGCACAACCAAAACCUGCUGGACUACACUCCCCAAGUUCCGCGAGCUGGGCUACAUUCUUAAGGAGAAAUACGCCUACGCCGUGCACGUGGAGCCAGUCAAACCCAGCCGCAACAAGCGCCCCAAAUUCCUCAAAAUCAAGAAGCCUUCCUCUUACCGGAAGCCCCUGGACACGGACCUGGUGUACAUAGACAAGUCGCCCAGCUACUGUGAGGCCGACCCCGUGACGGGGAGCCUGGGCACGCAGGGCCGGGUGUGCAACAAGACCAUGAUGCAGCACAUCAGCGGCUGCGACCUGAUGUGCUGCGGCCGGGGAUACAACACGCACCAGUACUCGCGCGUCUGGCAGUGCAACUGCAAGUUCCUGUGGUGCUGCUACGUCAAAUGCAACACCUGCAGCGAGAGGACAGAGGUCUACACGUGCAAAUGA
This is a messenger RNA of Menidia menidia (Atlantic silverside), 1053 nucleotides long. The record is from the annotation of a GenBank genome assembly. Lineage: Eukaryota; Metazoa; Chordata; Actinopteri; Atheriniformes; Atherinopsidae.